Molecule: messenger RNA, 2388 nt
Organism: Mesocricetus auratus (golden hamster)
Lineage: Eukaryota; Metazoa; Chordata; Mammalia; Rodentia; Cricetidae
Gene: Eno2
Product: enolase 2
Exons: 13
Coding region: 199-1503 (434 amino acids)
Biological process (GO): glycolytic process
Cellular component (GO): phosphopyruvate hydratase complex
Molecular function (GO): magnesium ion binding; phosphopyruvate hydratase activity
Source: RefSeq, a predicted model, not a curated record
CGCCUGCGCUGGAAGCCGCAGCCACCGCCACUCCUGCUCUCUCUGCGCCGCCACCGUCACCACCGCCACCGCCACCGGCUGAGUCUGCAGUCCUCGAGCCUCUAGGGACUGGAGCCUGACCCCAGGAUGCUGUCCCCAGACUCCUCUUGAAAAGAGGAGGAACUCAUAUUUGGGAGACAGGAGAUCCCAACCAUCAUCAUGUCUAUAGAGAAGAUCUGGGCCCGAGAGAUCUUGGACUCCCGUGGGAAUCCCACCGUGGAGGUGGAUCUCUAUACUGCCAAAGGUCUUUUCCGGGCUGCAGUCCCCAGUGGAGCCUCCACUGGCAUCUAUGAGGCCCUGGAGCUAAGGGAUGGGGACAAGCAGCGUUACUUGGGCAAAGGUGUCCUGAAGGCAGUGGACCACAUCAACACCACGAUCGCACCAGCCCUUGUCAGCUCAGGUCUUUCCGUGGUGGAGCAAGAGAAACUGGACACCCUCAUGCUGGAGCUGGACGGGACUGAGAACAAAUCCAAGUUUGGGGCCAAUGCCAUCCUGGGUGUGUCUCUGGCUGUGUGUAAGGCCGGAGCAGCUGAGAGGGACCUGCCCCUCUAUCGUCACAUUGCUCAGCUGGCUGGGAACUCAGACCUCAUCCUGCCUGUGCCGGCUUUUAAUGUGAUCAAUGGCGGUUCUCACGCUGGAAACAAGUUGGCCAUGCAGGAGUUCAUGAUCCUCCCAGUGGGUGCUGAGAGCUUCCGGGAUGCCAUGCGACUUGGGGCAGAGGUGUACCACACACUCAAGGGGGUCAUCAAGGACAAGUAUGGCAAGGACGCCACUAAUGUGGGCGAUGAAGGUGGCUUUGCUCCCAAUAUCCUGGAGAACAGUGAAGCCUUGGAGCUGGUGAAGGAAGCUAUCGACAAGGCUGGCUACACGGAGAAGAUUGUGAUUGGCAUGGACGUAGCUGCCUCUGAGUUUUAUCGUGACGGCAAAUACGACUUGGAUUUCAAGUCUCCCACUGACCCUUCCCGAUACAUCAGUGGGGACCAGCUGGGGGCACUCUACCAGGACUUUGUUCGGAACUAUCCUGUGGUCUCCAUUGAAGACCCCUUUGACCAGGAUGAUUGGGCAGCUUGGUCCAAGUUCACAGCCAAUGUCGGCAUCCAGAUAGUGGGUGAUGACCUGACAGUGACCAACCCAAAGCGUAUCGAGCGGGCCGUGGAGGAAAAGGCCUGCAACUGUUUGCUGCUCAAGGUCAAUCAGAUCGGCUCGGUCACAGAAGCCAUCCAAGCGUGCAAGCUGGCCCAGGAGAACGGCUGGGGGGUUAUGGUGAGUCAUCGCUCGGGAGAAACAGAGGACACAUUCAUCGCUGACCUGGUAGUGGGCCUGUGCACAGGCCAGAUCAAGACUGGUGCUCCAUGCAGGUCUGAACGCCUGGCGAAGUACAACCAGCUCAUGAGAAUUGAAGAAGAGCUGGGGGACGAAGCUCGCUUCGCGGGACAUAACUUCCGAAAUCCCAGUGUGCUGUGAUCGCUCUGCUGCCUGGAGACUGGACCCUCCACCUCAUCCUCCCGAAGCCCCCUCCCUGCAGUCCUGACCUGCCAUAGUUCACCCUGGUACCUGAGCCCAAAGUCACCCAGAACGCCUCAACUCACCUGCUCAUGGCUGCCGCGACCCCUUGCUGUCUCUGCUCUUCCCCCUCUCCGGACCCCAGUUGUGGGGAUUCCAUUCUUCCUACUUUCCCGUCUAUUCUCUCUUCUCCUAAAAAAAACAGAAGUGGAAAUGGGAAUGAAGAUUAGCAGGGGGUCCACAGAGCAUCGCUGUGUGACAGGAGCUCCAGGGUUGGUGUGCUGAGCGUUUAGAAUGGGGCCAUGUGGCUCAAAUGCGUCACUGUUGUUUCCCAUGAUGUGGAUAAGCCAUGGACUAUGCAUAGAACUGGUGUCUGGGGAGUGCUGGAUGUGUGAUCAUGUGUGGUAAGGCUUUAGUGUGUGUGUGUGUGUGUGUGCGAGCCCUCGUGUGUAUCUCUAUUUAUUUACUUAUUUAUUUUAUUGUUCAGCUUGUUAAUCAGUCAGCUCCCCAUAACUGUAGUCUGAAACUGACAUAACUCGACAGGACUCGGCAUCUGUAUUUUCACGUGGCUGCAUCCCGAGAUGACCCGGGAUGGGAGGUUUUGCUCGCCUGAGGAGGGUAACAGGAAAGAACCUUAGCGAUUAUUUCACCUAGUGCACUAGCUGAAGCUUGCACUUCACAGAAUGUCGCUGUGUGCCUGGAGGGCUUUUCCGCUCUCUCCCCAGCCCUAGGUCUUCCUCCAGCUGCACCAGAGCACGGCCUCUCUCCCCCAUGCCUUGUUCCACAGUUGCUGCCCUCUCUGUGGCUUUGAAAUGAGCACCACCAUUAAAGUCUGAAUCACAGUGA